Molecule: messenger RNA, 1043 nt
Organism: Colletotrichum phormii
Lineage: Eukaryota; Fungi; Ascomycota; Sordariomycetes; Glomerellales; Glomerellaceae
Exons: 1
Coding region: 291-791 (166 amino acids)
Source: RefSeq, a predicted model, not a curated record
CCUCAUCCUCAUCCUCAUCCUCAUCCUCAUCCUCAUCCUCAUCCUCAUCCUCAUCCUCACCCUCUUCUUCCUCGACUGACUCUGCCUCGUCCUCUUCUACGUCGCCUGUAUCUUCCUCGACAACAUCUUCGACAUCCAUCUCCUCUACGUCCUCCUCAUCAACAUCAGGCACUCCGCUGACAUCACCUUCGACAACGGUAUCCUCGUCACUAUCGAUCACAUCCACACCCUCAUCCUCAUCGACAGGGACCACUUCAUCUUCCUCCCCCUCUUCCUCCAGCACUACUUCCAUGAGCACCUCGCCUACAGGUUCGCUUAGCAGCACUCCAUCUUCUAACACUACUACAUCAAGUUCGCCAAUAAGUACCACAGUCACAACACCCGUGACCUCAAACACCAUCUCAGGUUCAUCAAGCACCAGCGGCUCUUCUACCAGUCUUACAACACCUAGUUCUGUUUCCACCAAUGCAUCAGGAAGUCUCUCAAGUUCGACUUCUACUUCAUCAACCCAAUCAUCAUCUCCGAGCUCCACCUCCUCGUCGACAAGUCAAGUCUCGACAACUAGUUCCUCGACGAAUAGCCAAGUCACCAAUUCCAUCAGCACCCCGAGUGAAACUGCAACAAGCUCCCUAUCUAGCUCAGUAGGAUCGCAAACACAAUCGGGUACAACCAGCACCUCAUCUUCCUCAACAUCAUCAUCAACCUCGAGUGCAUCUACAACAAGCUCUCCUGUUCUAGGAGAGCUCUUUCUUCUCACUGUCUUGCCGCCAUCUACUACGUCUACCGUAUGAAGUUCGCACGGCUCUCCAGUAGCAUUCAGGGGAAGAUAGUUGGGCGGUCUUUUUGUAGUGAAUUUUUACGGAACUGAUUGUCCGAGGCCUAGAGAUAUUUGACGUAUGUCCAUCAGGUUUGGCGCAUCAUUCGUGAUGAUCGCCAAAAGUUGGACGCUAUUGAUUGUGUGUGACUCAUUAAUGAUAUACAAAGAUAUGGCCAGGCACUAGCUUGCUCGGCAUCUUGAAGAACAAGAAGCAAUCAACUCCUCU